AUGGCUUUUCAGAAUAUUUCUGUUUUUAUCUCUCUUAUGCACGCCACGAUUUAUGGUUUAAACAAUCUUUUGAUAGUUUACACUUCUAUAAGAUUGUGCAAGAUUUAUUUUUAUUUUUAUUUCAUUUUCUUUUACAUGGCGGGUUUAAUUGUAGCGGUUAUUGGUGGGUCUCAGGUGGGAAAGAGCGCAUUACUAAAUAAUUUAUGCAUAAACUAUAAAAAAGAUAUGACAAAAGUAAAAGAGGGAUUCAUUCUGUACAAGAAAGAGACUUUAUCAGAUAUAUUUGAGCUUGUAGAAUUAACAUUGCAUCCAGAGAAUUUUGCUUUUAUGUGUGAUAGUUCAUUAUUUGAUAUAUUGUGUGUGGUAAUAGACAUUCGCACAGGACUAUCUGACUACAUUAGAAAUAUUCUAAAAAAAUAUAAAAAGUCGUUAGUAAUUAUUGUGAUAAAUAAAAUAGAUAAAAUAUUUGGCGGGCAGAAGAUAGAAUCUAUUCUUACAAAAACGUAUGAUAUUAUUAAUGCAGUGAAUAAAUAUCUUGCAUUAUGCGGUGAUACACGGGGUAUAUUCUGUGUGGCCAGUUCACUGUAUAAAAUAUGCCUAUUCAGUGGUUAUGAAGAAGAAUGGAAGGGUAAUGAGGACAUAUUUAGAAUUUAUAUGAAAAAACUGCAAGAAGCAGUAGAUAUAGUAGAUAUGACCCGAAAAGAUAAGAUUAAUGUAAUUCACGAGAAUAACUAUCACUGGUUUCUAUCUAAAGAAAAAAAGAAUAUACUAGAUAAUUCGUCUGUAAUUAGUGACAUAUGUAUUCAUGCUAAUGGUGUGCCUUCUAUACAGAAUGUGCUUAUUUCUACAAUGACAAAUAUAUUAGGCAAGUUAAAAAUACAGUACUAUGGAUACCACACUGUAUUAAAAAUACAUAAAUCUAAUGGUAGAGACAGAAUUUAUGUAAUAAUAAGGAUAUCCGAGGAUGAAACCAAUAAAUUUAUGUAUAGCAAUCAUCUGUAUACUGCAAUAAGCAUAAAAAUAGAUUCACUAUACGAAAUGGGUAAGCUGGGAUUGGCAGAAAUUGUUAUAGACCCACAGACAUACGAUCAGAUUAUACAGCUAUACAUAGAAAACAUUACGUGUAAUAAACCUAUGAUAGGCUCUGCUAUAACCAAUGUUACCGAGGCCACCAUGGAGAAAAUAAUCACAAAUGAAAUUAUGUUCUGUCCUGGCGUGAAUAUAUCCUGGGAAAAAACAAAUUCAUGCACAGAAAAUAGUUAUAUUUGUAAGGUAUUUAGUAAUGGGCCUGACACUCUCGAAAGGAUAUUAGAAGAAUUGGCGUAUAUUGGAAAUAUUAACAAUUUAAAGGAUAUUAUGCCCAAUCCCAUAAUUUAUUAUAUAAGAAGAACGCCAAGGAGCAAAAACUCCAUUAAAAUUUGUAUAGAAAAUAGAUAUGUUUUACUAGAGGUUUGUUCUAAUCUCAAGAAUAAUGUAUCAGAAAUAGAAAAAACAAAAACUCCCCCAGUAGAAUUAGAUACAUUAACCACUGAAAAAUACACACGCAUCGCAAUAGAUAAAAAAGAGGAAAUUUUCUUAGAUGUGCCAGAUGCAAUCGCAUUAGAAGAGAAAGAAAUAAUUGAUAAGCUAGCGAUCACUCUAAAAGAACUCUGGAUGGACAUGGAUUUACAUAAAAAGCUUGCUUACACAACACUUCAAAUAGUAGAGAUUAUGCAAAAUAAUUUAAACUGUGAUAUACCGACAGAGAGUAGUAAAGACCUAGUUAGGGUAAGAUUGGAGAGGUGUAAAUUUCGGGUUAUAGAGCAUCAUCUUCGAGUAGAAUUUGUUUUAAGCCUUCCUAUGCUUACUGUAUACAAAUCAACAGAUAAAUUCAUUAAUAGUCUGAUUUUAAAGCCUGGGAUUUUUCCUGUUAUAAGAAGCAUAGUAAAGAAGUGCUUUGGUAAGCUCAUCUCAUUUGAGUUAUGCUCUAAAUUUAUGCAGUGUAGUGCAGAAUGCCUUAUUCCUAUUUCUGAGUAUACAGAGUGUAUUUCUAUGCUACGCACAUUUUUUAGUGAGUGCUGGCCAUAUUUGCUGGAGCAUUGUAUUCUACCCAUAAGAAAUAAAGGCGAGUGCGACACUGUGGACAUAAAUAUGUUUUAUAAAGAAAAACUGCCAAUACUUUGA
Messenger RNA from Nematocida parisii ERTm1, 2163 nucleotides. RefSeq lists its product as uncharacterized. The record is from RefSeq and is a predicted model, not a curated record. Bases 1 to 2163 code for a protein of 720 amino acids. Lineage: Eukaryota; Fungi; Microsporidia. The transcript has a single exon.